Owenia fusiformis is the source of this 1374-nucleotide messenger RNA. The record is from the annotation of a GenBank genome assembly. Lineage: Eukaryota; Metazoa; Annelida; Polychaeta; Sabellida; Oweniidae.
CAACAGAACCUGAAACCAAACCAUCAGAAAGUACCGUCCAGUCGUAUACUUCUUCAUCGAGUAUGACAGGCAUUGCAUCAGAAAGCACCGUGUCGUCAUCUACUGCCUCUUCAACAAGUAGUGCGCGUAUAACACCUUCAGACUCUUCAACAACCACCAAAAUCUAUUCUGCCUACACUACACCCUACUCUCAGGAAUCAGAUUAUACUGAAUCUGAUAAUAGGACAUCUGCUAAGGCAUUUGGUACUCUUGCUUUGAUUGUACUUAUAACAUUAAUUGGAUUGAUAGUUCUUAGUGAUAUCAUCACUACAAGACGUCACAUCAAACAACUUAAAUGUAAAGAUAGUAUUGUGAAUUGUAAAAAUUUAACUCUCAAGGAAAUAUGUCAGUCUUGUUGGUGUACGCCUGAGCCACGCGUAAAAUGGAAAUCCAAAAAGCGUGGCCCAAAGCUGAGUUUUGUUUUGAGCAAAUAUAAAAAACAUCUGGAAAAAUCGAACUCGCAUACGGGAGAUGGUUUGAGCUGUGACCAACUGCUUAUCAUCGUUGUGACCGUAUUUUAUAAAGAAUUGAAAAUGCUCUGUUGUAGGUCAAGGAGGGUAAAGCCUACGGUUACUCAUACAGACGACAAUAUUGAAUCGACAACUGAGGAGAUUGGAAAUAUGAGAGCUGCGCAAUAUAGAAUAAAUGAUGAAGAUGAAAAGCAGAUCACAACAUCAUGUUCAUAUCGUAAUGAAAUGAAUUUUAUACUUGACGACAAUUCACCAAUUGAAGAUGAACUGUUUGAUCAAGUCAUAAUCCAUCCUAACAGAAACGAAAGUUCAAGUAACGGUGAACAUGUUAGUGAACAUGACUUUACCGUUGAUAUGCGGCCGCGCGAGUGUCAUAUUAAAAUUGAAGGUGGGAUAACAUUCAAGCAUCAGAAACCAACUAUACGGGAGAUAAUAAGAAGAAAUCCUUUCAAACAGAUCAAGAACUUAAUGAGUUCAAUUAAACCACUGUAUGGAGAGUCUGAUUUCUAAUGUUGCCAGUGGUUUUGAUGAACGGAUAUACGAAUGUCAUAAGAAUAAAUAAGUAUACUAGUAAUCUGAUAUCGUGUCUACAUUCAAUAUUAACAUACUGCAGUAUUAAUUCAUACUGUAAUAUCAGAAACAGUUUAUAUCACAUUGUAUGUGGAUAGAUGCAAGAAAACAUUUUGAAUUAAACCAUUUUCUAUUAUAUGUGGAAUAAGAUGCUGUAAGAUAAACAUAUUAUUACGUUUUCCGUAGAAUUGGUAAAAAUGUAUUCGGUAAUUUCCCUUUAUAUUGUAAAUACAUCUGUUAUUUUAUUAAUUUUCCCUUGUGAGUUUAGCUUCACAAUUUUUAAAAACAUGUAAAC